Molecule: messenger RNA, 2958 nt
Organism: Debaryomyces hansenii CBS767
Lineage: Eukaryota; Fungi; Ascomycota; Pichiomycetes; Serinales; Debaryomycetaceae
Gene: CHS2
Product: chitin synthase I
Exons: 1
Coding region: 1-2958 (985 amino acids)
Cellular component (GO): cell periphery; cell septum
Molecular function (GO): chitin synthase activity
Source: RefSeq, a predicted model, not a curated record
AUGAGUGGCUUUCAUCGUCUAGGCAAUAAUCAUAACCAAUACGGGGAUGAAGACGAUAUUUCGUUAAACGACUAUUUAAAUCAUCAACAGUCGGGAGUGUAUAAUUAUAACCCAGCAGAUCAACAAGACAGAAUGGCUAGUGAUAACUCAAUUAAUUUCCAACAACCACAGCCAGUGUAUAAUAACCAACACGGAGACAGUUACGAGGAAUUUGACAGUUAUUACCACGAUGAAGAGAUGGAACCAUCGAAUAUUUUCACCACGUCCAAUGCUCCACGGCCACCGAAUUUAGCACCAUUGCCCCAGAGCGAAGAUCCCUUUGAUACGAGACCGUACAAUGAUAAUUCAGAUAUGGAUAACUACGAGUUGAAUCAAUUUCACGAUUAUGGGUAUACCGGAGAAAACUACGACCAUGCGUUCGUACCCAAUGUGUAUGACGAUGAGGAAGAAAAAGAGUUUGAUCAAAGGAUUCAGUACAACCAGUUUGAAGGUGAUUCAUACGAUUUAAAUACUGUGCAAGUGGUGAAUCCGUUGGUGCCUGAAGAUGAACUAGUUGACAUUCCUCAAUCUCCGUUCGGCGAAGAAGGAGACGAAUUUGUGAGGCCCCCAGAAGAAGGCGAAGAAGAGAUCAGGUCCAAGCCUCAAAUUGGUAUUGCAUCAGGUUUAAACGGUCAUUUAGUUUUGGAUUGUCCAGUAGCGACAGAGUUACUAAGAAAAUUUCCUGACUACAGACAAACAGAAAAGGAUAACGGGUUAUCAAGAGAAUUCGCCUAUAUGAGAUAUACAGCAGUUACAUGUGGGCCAUCUAAUUUUUAUAGGGAUGGCUAUAUUUUGAGACCAGUACAUUACCCAAUGCCACGUCAAACGGAAUUGAUGAUAGUAGUCACUAUGUACAAUGAAGAUGAUAUUCUUUUAGCAAAAACAUUGAAGGGGGUAUUCAAGAAUAUAAAGCAUUUGGAAUCCAGAACAAGGUCUCCUGUUUGGGGAAAGAAUUCCUGGAAGAAGGUGGUUGUAUGUAUUGUAAGUGAUGGUCGUUCCAAGAUCAAUGAAAGAGCACAAGCAUUAUUGGCAGGUUUAGGAGUGUAUCAAGACGGGUUAGCUAAGAGUAGAGUUGACGACAAGAAAGUGCAAGCCCAUAUUUAUGAAUAUACCACAAGAGUUGGUAUUUCUAGUGUUGAUGAUACAGUUAAGCUCACUACUGAAAAAAUCGUUCCAGUACAGUUACUAUUCUGUUUGAAAGAAAACAAUGCCAAAAAAAUCAAUUCCCACAGAUGGUGUUUCCAAGCUUUGGGACAAGUAUUAGAUCCGAGAGUGGUGAUUUUAUUAGAUGCUGGUACUCAACCUUCGGGUAAAGCUUUAUAUCAUUUGUGGAAAGAAUUCGACAAGAACCCUCAAGUGGCAGGUGCAUGUGGUGAAAUAAAAGCUGCUUUAAGAAAAAGACAGCUAGUUACAAAUCCUUUAGUAUAUGCCCAAAAUUUCGAAUAUAAGAUUUCGAAUAUUUUGGAUAAACCAACCGAAUCAGUAUUCGGAUUCAUUUCGGUAUUGCCUGGUGCAUUUUCAGCUUACAGAUAUGUUGCUCUUCAGAAUGAUAUCAAUGGCAAAGGGCCAUUAGAAAAAUAUUUUAAGGGGGAAUUUUUGCACGGAAGUGGUGAGCUUGAUCCUAAUGAUGAUGAAUACGAAUUAAAAAAGACAGAAUUGAAAGAGGAAGCAGGGAUAUUCACUUCAAAUAUGUAUUUGGCAGAAGAUAGAAUUUUAUGUUAUGAAUUAGUUGCCAAAAAGGGCUGCUCCUGGUUAUUGAGGUACUGUAGAACUGCAUCUGCAGAAACCGAUGUUCCACAGGGGUUAGCUGAGUUUAUUUUACAGAGGAGAAGAUGGUUGAAUGGGUCAUUUUUUGCGGCUAUUUACGCAUUAGCACAUUUCCCUAAGCUUUGGGGCUCUUCACAUUCAAUUGGGAGGAAAAUCUGUCUUCAUAUUGAAUUCAUAUACCAAUUCUUAAAUUUAGUUGUUUCUUGGUUUUCAAUUGGUUCAUAUUUUUUGGUUUUCAGAAUAUUGACAACUUCGUUAGCAGAUUCUAAUCUAAAUUUUGCCCCAGGAAAUGUAUUAUCGGUAAUAUUUCUAUGGCUUUACUUAGCAUCAAUUGUUACUACAUUUGUUUUGAGUUUUGGUAAUAAGCCUAAAGGAACAGAAAAAUUUUACAUAGUAAUUGUUAUUUUCUUCGCAAUAUUGAUGGCGUAUAUGAUAUUUGCAGCCAUAUUCAUGGCUGUUAAUUCAAUUCAGCUGAUCUAUGAGGAUGAAAGUAAAAUUACGGUAUCACUUUUUUUUAAGAAUGAGCAAUUCAGAGAUUUAGUGGUUGCAACUGCCUCCACUUAUGCAUUGUACUUUGUUGCAUCAUUUAUUUAUUUUGAACCAUGGCAUAUGUUUACCUCAUUCAUCCAAUAUAUCUUACUCUCGCCAGCAUAUAUUAAUGUUUUGAACAUUUAUGCGUUCUGUAAUAUUGAUGAUAUUUCAUGGGGUACCAAGGGUGAUACAGGAGCUAAAGAUUUAGGUUCGGCAAUGGUUAGAGAAGAUGGUACUUUCGAUGUCAAUAUACCAAUAUUAAAGGAAGAAAUCAAUCAGUCUUACUUGAAUCAAUUAGAAAAGAUUAAGAAGCCACUUGAAGACGAUGGUCCUAAACCAGAAACAAGUAAUGAGGAUUAUUAUGCAUUUAUCAGGUCGAUGACUGUUUUGAUCUGGAUGUUUUCCAAUUUUAUUAUCAUUGCCGUCGUUCUCGAAACUGGUGGAUUUAGUCAAUUUUCUUCGGAUGAGACAGAGGAUGAUAAUACAAGGUCCAAAAUUUUCUUGACAGUUAUAUUAUGGUUAGUUGCAUUCAUGGCAUUAUUUAGGUUCAUUGGAUGUGUAAUGUAUUUGAUACAUAGAUUUAUCAUGAGAUUUAAACAUUCUCAGUCGAAGAAGGCAUAA